This is a messenger RNA of Calliphora vicina (urban bluebottle blowfly), 1202 nucleotides long. RefSeq names its product integumentary mucin C.1-like. The record is from RefSeq and is a predicted model, not a curated record. The coding region runs from base 110 to 802 and encodes 230 amino acids. NCBI's taxonomy places the organism in Eukaryota, Metazoa, Arthropoda, Insecta, Diptera, Calliphoridae. The transcript has 3 exons.
AAACGAAACGCGCCAAAGAAAACACUACAGUAACUAUUACAGAGAAGAAAAAAUAAUAAUAAUUGUGGUAUUUAAAAAAUAAAAUAAGAUAUAAAUAAAUAAAUAAACUAUGUUUAAAUAUUUAAUAAUCCUAACUCUAUUGGUGGUGGCGGUGCUAACACAAGAUGUACCACCACCGGAUUGGGACCUAUCAACUAGACCACCCACAACUCCUGAGCCAAUAACUACCGAAGCACCUACAACAACCACGGAAGUCGCUACAACAACUACCGAAGCCCCUACAACAACUACGGAAGCCGCUACAACAACUACUGAAGCUACUACAACAACUACGGAAGCCGCUACAACAACUACGGAAGCCACUACUACAACUACAGAGGAGCCAACUACAACAACAGAAGAGCCAACUACCACAACUACAGAAGAGCCAACUACAACCCCAGAAACCACAACUACCACUACUACAACCACUUUGGCACCAACUACUACAAAACGAAAUGAUUUUCCAUAUUAUCCAACCACAGAUUCACCCUUUACAAAAACCACAACUCCAGCCCCCAAAUAUCCAUUAUAUCCCAGUUAUCCUGACUAUUCAAGAAGAUGUUACUUUAGAAAACAAUAUGGUUAUCCUCAAGCGAGAUGGACAUGUAAAGGUCUGAAAUAUUUUUAUACCUUUGAAUGUUUAAAAUGUUGUCGCUAUGAAUUUUCUCAGUUUGCUGGUUGCUAUAAAGUCCAUGGCCACUACUGCAAUAUAGUGAAUCAUCAUCAUCAUAAUCAUCAUUAUGGUUUCUACAAGCGAUAAAGCAGAAGUUGUUUUCUUUAAAUCUUAAUCUGUUUAUUUAAUUAAUAAAUAAUUUUAAUAAGAAUUUGUAUUUAUAUACCUAUAAAAAAUAUGCAUGUUUUUUACGAUUGUAUUUAUUUAUAAUUAUUUCGCCGAAAUAGGAAAUUAUAUGGAAAAUAUAUGAUGUAAAUAAAUUACUAAAAAAAAUGAUUAAAUUAUCAUUAUUAUUAGAAAUCAUUUUAGUGCUAAGAAAGAAUGAAAUACUAAUUAGAAAAUGUUCACAAACUGGUUAUAAGAAAUUUCUAUGAAUCAAAAUUAUCAUACAUAUAUGUAAAUAUUUCCUAAACUUUAAAACCUAUACUCUUGCUUACUUUAAAUAUUUUUUGUAUUCCUUCAAAUAUAUUAAUCUGAUGCUUUAAAU